GUAUUAAGUCAAGAUUCAUGUCACCUGUCACCAACUAGACCAAAAAUACUUGUCGGAUAUUAUCCCGCUUAUAAACUAUAUUUAACACCGGGAGUAGAUUUUGAUAUCAGCCCAUCAAUUGAUUACUUAAUCUAUAUUGCAUUUGGCCCAAAUGACCUUGUUAAUAAUGGCGCAAAUCUUAAUGCUGGUGGUGACCCACUUAAAAUUUUUAACAGUCAAUAUUCCAAGUUUUAUGAACUGUUAAACUAUAAGACAAAAAACACUCUAAAAUUUAAGAUUAUUCUAUCGGUCCAAUUACCAACUGAUGGGAAUAACUUAACUAAAUUCUUUAAUAAACAGCCUCUGGAUCCGAUUCAGGGUUGGUAUAAACCGACUAGCACACAAAAUACAAAAUUAAUUUAUGACUUGAUGUCUACUGUUAAUAAUUUUAACUUUGAUGGAAUUGAUAUUGAUUAUCCUUUUAAAUCUCCAUGCAGCCCUUCAAUAGGAUUCAAUGAUUCCGAUUUUUUAAGUUUUAUAAAUGCCAUAUCAACACAAUUAGGCAAGGACGAUAAGGGUGUCGUUAAGUCUUUAACGAUUACAGCAGGCCAAAAUCCUAUAAAGGGUAUCAACUCAAAUAUCAUUAGCUUUAUAAAUAUUCAGGCAUUUCGUCUUAAUAUAAAUAGCAUGUAUGCAAGUGCUGGAAUAGAUAGAAUCUCGACAAUUUUAAAUAAUUGGAACUUUACAGAUUAUUCAAAACUCUUUUUAGGCGUUGAGUUUGGAGGAAUCGUUGAAACUGUUUCCUCCAAAAAUAUUAAAUCUGACAUUGAGAACCAAAAUCUUCAAUUACAAUAUAUCUCAAAUUUAAACUUCCCUUUUGUUAAUGAACAGAUUUCAGAUCCGUGUAAAUAUUCAUCAUAUGCAUAUUUGUCAUGGGAAAAUCUAAGUAGUUUAUUAUCAUCAUCAUCUUGUCCUACGAAUUUAAUUUCAUCGUCACCAUGGACUUACGGCUUUAUUAGCAGUGCAAGACAACCAUAUCUUUAUCAACAACAAGCCUCGUCUUCAAACUACUAUGUUACUUUUUAUGAAGAUUAUCAAUCAUUAAGUGCCAAACUCGAUUAUAUAAACAAUUAUAAUGUAGCAGGAAUUGCGAUUGCAGACAUCUCCAAAGAUUCAAAAGAUUUACAAUUGACAAACUUUAUUUUGGGGAUUCAACCAAAUUAUUUGAAAGGUGGCAUUUCUACAUCUUCCAAUAUAGGUGCAAUAGUAGGUGGUGUAAUAGGCUCCAUGGUUUUUAUUGGCCUAUUCUUGGCAGCUGGUUUUAUAUUGUAUCCAAAAUACAAAGCAAAAAUGUCUAACCCAUUUAUAGAUACAAAUCAGGCUUGCUCUGAUACAAAUCCUCAGUUUAACUCUGAUAUAAAUCGUCAGGGUUACUCAGAUACAGAUCAUAAACCUUCUAAUUAUUAA
Molecule: messenger RNA, 1446 nt
Organism: Cetraspora pellucida
Lineage: Eukaryota; Fungi; Glomeromycota; Glomeromycetes; Diversisporales; Gigasporaceae
Source: the annotation of a GenBank genome assembly